ACAAAGUAUUCAAAAUUGAAUCACCAAAACUUUUGGACCAAAACCAUAAAAUGUUGCCAACAAAGGACUAUUUUUGCAAUUUUGUCAAUAUUUACCAAACAUUUUAUAAUUUUUUUUAACGGCCAAACACCCCUUGAUAUCUUUAUAGUUUAUGUUAUCAUAAAGACAUAAACUCAAACCUAAUUCUCAGCUUCUCGCCGUCUUCGUCUUCCAAAACCCUCGCCGUGUUCUUUUCAAAAACCCUCCUCUCCUUAACUCUCCCUGCUUCUUUCUUUCAUUUGAAUCACCUCUACAGAGAUGAGGCCAUUAGACGAAGCCGAGACGACUCAAGUAUUCGAGAAGCUAUUCAAAUUCACAGGCAACAAUCUCAAGAACCUCGUCGAUUCUCCAUCACACGAAGGCCCAGAUCAAAACCCAGGUCGCUAUUGCUUCCGUCUCCACAAGAACAGAGUCUAUUACGUCUCGGAGUCACUAGUCAAACGCGCCACCAACGUGAAGCGAGAAAACCUCGUCGCCAUGGGGACCAACAUCGGCAAAUUCACAAAAAGCGGCAAGUUCCAUCUCACGAUUCAGGCCUUGAAUCUGUUGGCUGCUAAUGCGAAGCAUAAAGUGUGGCUAAAACCCACUUCGGAGAUGUCGUUCUUGUACGGGAACGAUGUCGUGAAAGGUGGGUUAGGCAGGAUUACUGAUAACAUCAAUGCGUAUGAUGGGGUGGUUGUGUUUUCUAUGUCGGAUUUGCCUUUGGGAUUUGGGAUUGCUGCGAAAUCGACUCAGGAUUGCAGGAAGAUGGACCCUAAUGGGCUUGUGGUUAUUCGCCAGGCUGAUACUGGGGAGUAUUUGAGGAAUCAAGACGACCUUUGAAGAAGAAUUAAGAGCCCAAUGUUUGGUAAGUGCGAGUUAUUGGGCAUUGUUUGUAUGUGCUACCUCAUGAUUAUGAUAUGAACUUGAUAAAAAAGUUAUUAUCUUGAUUUAGUUUUGCAAGUUAGUCACUUGUUCUUUUUGGGUAUCAAAGGAGUUGAGUAUCUAAUUAACAAUUAUGGAUUAUGAUAUUGUUGAUGAUUAAUGGUAUGAUCGUAUAAGUCAA
Lactuca sativa (garden lettuce) is the source of this 1084-nucleotide messenger RNA. RefSeq names its product RNA binding protein. Lineage: Eukaryota; Viridiplantae; Streptophyta; Magnoliopsida; Asterales; Asteraceae. The record is from RefSeq and is a predicted model, not a curated record. Gene Ontology annotation, molecular function: RNA binding. Gene Ontology annotation, biological process: ribosome assembly. Gene Ontology annotation, cellular component: nucleus.